CUGUUACCCCCACCAUUUUCACGUCAUGGACGAUGUGCUGUUGCAUAAAUUAGCCAUAUCGGGGCCCACUCUUGCCUCCAUGAUCCAGCGCCUCUCAUCCUCCGCCGCCGAUGUGGACGGUCUCCUCUUUGGCCACGUCACUCGCAUCUCCCCUUCCACCCUCUCCGACGAUUCUUCCCAAACUUCCCCCGAUUCGCACCUCGUCGCCAUCAUCUCCGGCUUCCUCUGCUUCCCUUCUCUCCUCUCCUUCUACGACUCACUCGGCCGAGUCGACUCCUCCCGACUCUCUUCCACUACUCACCUCAACCACAAACCCCUCAUCGGCUGGUUCUCCUCUCGCCGCAAAACUCCCCUCCGCCCUUCCAUGCGUGAGUUCGUCGUCACCCAUUCUCUCUCCUCUACCUCCAAUCUCUCCCUUCCGAUCCAAAACUCCGAUUCCGAUUCCCUUUUCGCUCCUUCCAUUUUCCUCCUCUUCACCACUCCCCUACAAGACCAAUUCAUUCAAACCAACCAGUAUCGGGCCUUCCACUUCCAAUCAUCCCGACACUGUUUUAAUCCGCUAUCCAUCGAUGUAGUCAACAUUGGGCCCGCUUUUAGAGGGCAUUACGGGUCGUUUAGCCCCACCUCCGCGCUACCCUUUUUGAACUGCGAGCUAAGGAGCUCAACGCCCAUGAAUGAAGAUAGAAAUGACAAGACUUUAAUUGGAAUGAAACAAACGGAGAAGGAUCAAUCCUUGUUGGAUACGUGCACCGAGGGAAUGCAAAUUGGGAGAUUGAACCGGUUAAUCGGACCGGAAGCCACUAGAUACACCGCUGGAUUAGAGGAUUUAUACGAGAAAAUGCUUUUGAAGGCCGAAAGCUUGGCCAGGCUCGUUGAAGCCAGCUCCGCUAAGGUUCUUGAACAGGAAAAUCAGAAUAGGAAGUUACGGUACAAUGUUGCCAGGUCUGUUGGGGUCGAAUAAUUGUUUCCUAUUUCAUUCAAGGUAAUUACAUAUAUCUUAUUUGAUUUAGUUUUUCCCAAGUCAUCCUACUUUGUUUACAUUUUUAGAUAAUCAGUUCU
Molecule: messenger RNA, 1059 nt
Organism: Hibiscus syriacus
Lineage: Eukaryota; Viridiplantae; Streptophyta; Magnoliopsida; Malvales; Malvaceae
Product: BRISC complex subunit Abraxas 2-like
Exons: 2
Coding region: 26-961 (311 amino acids)
Cellular component (GO): nucleus
Molecular function (GO): polyubiquitin modification-dependent protein binding
Source: RefSeq, a predicted model, not a curated record